CUUCUACAAGUUGGUUUAGUGGCAGCAAGCAGUGAAGAAGUAGCAGCGAUUAGCUCAUUGUGAGUGGUGUGUGGGAAAUCGAGCAGCAGGCAGAGAGGAAGAAAAAAGUGUGCGCUUUCUGUGGCGGAAAACGAAAAACGGCUCGAAAAGUUGUGUUUCGCGAGUGUAAAGGAAAAGCACAGUCGCGAACAUUCGAAAGUGAUGGCCCUCAGUCGUAUCUACUCAUCGAAAUUGGCUAGCGCCAACAAGAACCUCCUACCGGUGAUCACCACCUAUGUGCGCAAUGCCUCCGACAGCACAGACCUGAAGUCAAUCCUGACCGAGAAGAUCCCCAAAGAGCAGGAACGCAUCAAAAACUUCCGCAAGCAGCAUGGCGCAACCAAAGUUGGCGAAGUCACCGUCGAUAUGAUGUACGGUGGUAUGCGUGGAAUCAAAGGUCUGGUGUGCGAAACCUCCGUGCUCGAUCCAGACGAGGGUAUCCGCUUCCGAGGAUUGUCAAUCCCCGAAUGCCAAAAGGUGCUGCCGAAAGCCCCAGGUGGUGCGGAGCCACUGCCGGAGGGUCUCUUCUGGCUGCUCAUCACUGAUGACGUCCCGAGCAAGGCUCAGGUCGAUGCGCUGUCCCGCGAGUGGGCCAACCGCGCUGCACUGCCGUCGCACGUCGUAACCAUGCUCAACAACAUGCCAACGACGCUGCAUCCGAUGUCCCAGCUGAGCUGUGCUGUGACGGCUCUCAACCACGAGAGUAAGUUCGCCAAGGCCUACUCGGAGGGUGUCCACAAGAGCAAGUACUGGGAAUACGUGUACGAGGACAGUAUGGAUCUGAUCGCCAAGCUGCCGGUCGUAGCUGCCACCAUUUAUCGUAACACCUAUCGCGAUGGAAAGGGAAUUGGGGCGAUCGAUCCGAAGAAGGAUUGGUCCGCGAACUUCACCAAGAUGUUGGGCUACGAGGAUGAGAAGUUUACCGAACUGAUGCGGUUGUAUCUGACGAUCCACAGUGACCACGAGGGUGGCAACGUGUCAGCUCACACUGUCCAUCUGGUGGGAUCGGCGCUGAGCGAUCCGUACCUGUCGUUUGCCGCCGGCAUGAAUGGACUGGCUGGUCCACUCCAUGGCCUCGCGAACCAGGAAGUAUUAGUGUGGCUGCAGAAGCUGCGGAAGGAGCUGGGCGACAAUGCCAGCGAGGAUAAGGUGAAAGACUUUAUCUGGAAGACGCUCAAAUCCGGACAGGUCGUUCCCGGUUACGGUCACGCUGUCCUGCGAAAGACUGACCCCCGUUACACCUGCCAGCGCGAGUUCGCCCUGAAGCACCUGCCGAACGAUCCCCUGUUCCAGCUGGUGUCCAACAUCUACAAGGUUGUGCCUCCAAUCCUGACCGAACUUGGCAAGGUCAAGAACCCAUGGCCAAACGUAGAUGCCCACUCCGGCGUUCUGCUGCAGUACUACGGUCUGAAGGAGAUGAACUAUUACACCGUGUUGUUCGGUGUCUCGCGUGCCCUCGGUGUGUUGGCUUCGCUCGUUUGGUCCAUGUCCACCGAUGGUCUCAUCAAAGCCACUGGUGCCAAGUAA
Molecule: messenger RNA, 1566 nt
Organism: Toxorhynchites rutilus septentrionalis
Lineage: Eukaryota; Metazoa; Arthropoda; Insecta; Diptera; Culicidae
Product: probable citrate synthase 2, mitochondrial
Exons: 1
Coding region: 202-1566 (454 amino acids)
Biological process (GO): carbohydrate metabolic process; citrate metabolic process; tricarboxylic acid cycle
Cellular component (GO): mitochondrial matrix
Source: RefSeq, a predicted model, not a curated record